GGCGCUCAGCCGCUGGGAGCAGCACGAGGGGUUCCUCAGAUGAUCCACACGGGAGCAGCUUCUGUCUGCACUUGAAUAGCUGAAGCUGGAGAAAGGGGGUGAAAGAGGGGCUUUGUCUCCCUUGUGAACAGCGUCUCCUUUUAAUGCCCAGAGGUUCCUUGCUGCAGUGGGUUACUGAGCCUGCGACUGGCCCCUGCCUGGGGACCGAGUUCUCAAGAUGGAAGACAAGAAGAAGAAGAGGAGUCCAAAGCCUGGCUUAGCUCAGCCUGUGUCGUCCAGCGCUCUGCGCAAACUGCCCGUCCCCACCAGCAAAAGCACCACCUUCUCUCUGGGGCUGCCUCACCUGCCCUCGCCAAAGCAACGGGCCAAAUUCAAAAGGGUGAACAAGGAGAAAUCUCGUCUGCCUCAGCCUGGGGGCAGUGGGGGCGCAGCACUGGGGGCCCCUCUGCAGCACUCCUUCCUGACCGACGUCUCGGACGUUUAUGAGAUGGAGGGUGGGCUGCUGAACCUGCUCAAUGACUUUCACUCGGGCAAACUGCAGGCCUUUGGGAAGGAGUGCUCCUUCGAGCAGCUGGAGCACGUCCGGGAGAUGCAGGAGAAGCUGGCACGCCUGCACUUCAGCCUGGAUGUCUACGUGGAGGAGCUCUCUGAGGACCAGAAGAAGACGGUGGCAGAUAGUAACUUAGAUCAGCUGCUGACUAAUUUGGAAGAGCUCAGCAACUCCAUCCAAAAGCUGCACCUAGCGGAGAAUCCAGACCUGGAGGACGCUGCCACUGCCUAGCUGGCUGCCUGGUCCCUACAUAAGCAACAGAGGGCAGCAUUGAGGAUUCUGGAGCCAAGGGAGAGCUCCACCAGCUUGAAUUUCUGUCAUGGCCACCUCUGAACUGUACAGAAAUGUAGGCGUAUAAAAGGAAGGACACCCCUAAGAGAAGGGGGUUGGGGGUUGGGCUGGGGGAGGGGUAUGUUGUCUAAUAAUUUUGUAUCAAAAUCCAGGAUUUUUAGAGCAUCCGAAAAGGCCAAACACUGUCAAGGUAACUUGAAAAGUGAACAAGAAAAUCGUAGAGGAAAGACGGGGAAUCAGCAGUGCUGGAUUCUCUCUCCUGAUCGCUUCCCAGCUCACCAUGUGACCUUGGGCAAGUCGCUCGCUGCACCUCUCUGUGCCUGAGUUUUUUUCCUCCCCCUUCUUUUAAAAAAUGGGGUUAAUGAUACUUGAGCAACCUUGUAUAAAGCUUUUUGAGAUUCCUGGAUAAAAGGUGCCAUAGCAAACAAAGCAUUGUUAAUGGGAGAUAGAACAUUUAAUUUUCAGGCUGUGGGUUCCACUCUGAUUCAGUUUGGACCAUUUGAGGGGCUGUGAAUGAAAUGAGUUUGGUGGGUUUCAGUCAGGUUCCUAGUGGACAAACAGCUACAUCACAAAACCUUGCAAAAUACUCCAGGCCUUUUGUAGAAAUUCUUUCUGUGUGGGCUGGGUAAUAUUUCCAUUCCAACAAGGAUAGAAGUGGUGGCUUUGCUAGACCAGACACCAAAUGUAAGAAGAGAGGAGUUUAAACAACUAACAUUUCUACACUUACACACACAUCCACUUUUAAACAGCUAAGCUGCUUCAAUUUGACACUGAAGGUGAAUAGAUGAGUGUAUGUUUACAUGUCAGAAUGUUUUUCUAGUAGUAGAAUGUAGCACUAAAUAAUGAAAUUGUAAUGUAAAUAAACUAGGUGUGGUAUUUUGCUGUUUUCACCACGACUUUAAUUAAUGUGUAAAGAAGGAAACACGGACGG
Molecule: messenger RNA, 1772 nt
Organism: Mauremys mutica (yellowpond turtle)
Lineage: Eukaryota; Metazoa; Chordata; Testudines; Geoemydidae
Gene: CCDC28B
Product: coiled-coil domain containing 28B
Exons: 6
Coding region: 218-781 (187 amino acids)
Source: RefSeq, a predicted model, not a curated record